AUGGCGCAGGACUGCUGGCAUUAUGAUGUGUUGGAUGGCGACUAUGCCGCCGUCGUCGUCGCAAAUGUCGGAGUUAUACCUAGCCGCGCUCGUGGCCCCUUUGCAAUGAUGGAAGCCGAGAUCAGGUGUAGAUUCAGCACACAAACGCCGACCAAAGGGAGGUUUGACCCCAUUGCUGCCUAGUGUUUGAAGAUUCUGACCUGCGUGGCGUGUUUUACACCGACUUUCAAGGGACUUUUGUCCAUCCUGCUGUGCUUGGAAGGGGCAGCCCCGGACUUUGGUCUUGGCUUCGCCGAAGCUGCCCGAAUAGUAGUUCCAAUUUUAGCAGCGUUUGGUGCCAGUAUUGAAAUUUCUAUGCAGGUUUCAGCUUGCUUGUGCGGCGGUGGCUUGGGCAGCAAGCCGGGGGUUCUUGAAAUGACGAAGCACCAUCGUUCAGAUCCCGUCAAAUACUCGCUCGGCAUCGGCGAGGAAUAAGACCUUGGUUCUCCCACACAGAAACCAAAUAUGGUGUAAGCGAGGUGGCGGGGUGGGAUAUAGUCAGGCGUGUCAUUCCGAUCCUUCUCUGCACAGGUUUGAGGGUUUUUGAUGCUUCGCCCCAUGGGUUUUCGUCACUUUGCUUGAUCUUGGG
Gaeumannomyces tritici R3-111a-1 is the source of this 628-nucleotide messenger RNA. RefSeq lists its product as hypothetical. Bases 1 to 183 code for a protein of 60 amino acids. The transcript has 3 exons. NCBI's taxonomy places the organism in Eukaryota, Fungi, Ascomycota, Sordariomycetes, Magnaporthales, Magnaporthaceae. The record is from RefSeq and is a predicted model, not a curated record.